AUGUGGGCCGGUGUGGGUUUAGCAGCUUCCUUGUCGUUGUCAGUUAUUGGAGCCGGCUGGUAAGUUAAGUUUAACUGUUUGGAUUCAUAUUCUUAGGGGAAUUUUCACAACGGGUUCGUCCAUUCUCGGUGGAGGAGUCAAAGCUCCGCGCAUCCGAACAAAGAAUUUGGUAUCUAUCAUCUUCUGUGAGGCCGUCGCCAUUUUCGGUAUCAUCAUGGCCUUUGUGUUUGCUGGGAAAUUGUCUGUAAGUUAUUCGUAAAGCUGUUAUUUUACUCUUUAGCCAUUCGAUCGUGCUGCUGUUGAUAUUACCACCGACGCUGGCCGAUUGAUUUUGUCCCGAAACUUGGCCUCGGGCUAUCUUCUUUUUGGUGCCGGUUUGACCGUUGGUUUCAGUAAUCUUGUUUGCGGUUUGGCCGUUGGUAUUGUUGGAUCCGGAGCAGCUCUCGCUGAUGCCGCUAACCCGGCUCUCUUUGUAAAGAUCCUUAUUAUCGAAAUCUUUGCUAGUGCUAUCGGUCUUUUUGGUAUGAUCAUCGGUAUUGUUCAGGUAAGCUUUUGAUUUUAUUUUUUCUUAUUUUAUGGUAAUUGAAUUAUCUUCCUUGUUUAGACGAACAAGGCACAGUUUGGCAACUCAUAG
Molecule: messenger RNA, 634 nt
Organism: Bursaphelenchus xylophilus (pine wood nematode)
Lineage: Eukaryota; Metazoa; Nematoda; Chromadorea; Rhabditida; Aphelenchoididae
Source: the annotation of a GenBank genome assembly